GCCGAGGCACUCUUCGCGGGCCUUGGCCUGGGGGAGCCGGGCCGGAGCCACUGGGUGCAGGCCUGGCUCCGGUACGGCACCCGCGGCCUGCUCGCCCGGCUCCCGCUCUCCGAGGCAGCGCCUUCCGACGAGGACAGGCUGGCGUGGGCGGCGCGCUACCAGGAGGCCGUCAGCAGGCACCGCAGCGAGCUGGAGCAGGGCUUCGAGCUGCUCCGGGCAGACCCAGGCUCACAGGACUUGGUCAUCACCGAGGAGGCCUUCCGGAUGGUGUGCCGCGACACGUUCCGCGGGCUGCUGUCGGAGGGCAGCGGGCGCCUGCGGCGGCCCCCUGUGGAGAGCGUGCAGCUGCCCGUCGUCGAGCCCUUCUUUCUCGGAGGCCGACCUAGACGACCUUACGCUCCUGGCCAGCUGUGA
Molecule: messenger RNA, 414 nt
Organism: Prorocentrum cordatum
Lineage: Eukaryota; Dinophyceae; Prorocentrales; Prorocentraceae
Source: the annotation of a GenBank genome assembly